Glossina fuscipes is the source of this 2609-nucleotide messenger RNA. RefSeq lists its product as uncharacterized. The record is from RefSeq and is a predicted model, not a curated record. The transcript has 4 exons. The coding region runs from base 854 to 2521 and encodes 555 amino acids. NCBI's taxonomy places the organism in Eukaryota, Metazoa, Arthropoda, Insecta, Diptera, Glossinidae.
AAUAAAAAAAUUAUUCAAAACAUGGUUUGAUCUAGAAUUUAUUACAAAUAUUUUGCAGCACCAACGCUGGUCGUUAUAGAGUAGUGCACACGCCCAUUUCAUGAUUUCAAAAAACAAGUAUGGAAUAUUCGCUGCAAGACGAAUAAAAUUUUUCCAACUGCGUUCUAAUAAACUUAACUAAGAAAGGUGGAGAUUAUUUUAAUAAAAAUUUCUAAAAUUUAGAAUAACAUAACAUAUUUUCUAUUAUUAGAUUUGAAAUAUGAAUAUUCGAAAACGCUCGAAAGAGAACGUUUGCUUCGUAUAGCCUUGAAUAACAUGCUUUGCGAUAUCGAGUUUUCUGGUAAAGGUCUUACUAGUAUUAGUAAUCACUUUACUUUUCAAAUUUCGUGCCUUGGUAAAAAACGUCAAAAGGACGGCAUUUGAAAGUUUCUCUUUAAAACUUGACCAUCGAAUAAAGAAAAAAUUUACAAAAUAACAAAAAUUUUCAGUUGGCCAAUGUUUUUGAAAAAGCGAUGAAGCAAAGUUCUUCGUUUCUCUAAGAACACGUAAAGAAAUUAGAAACUAAAAAAAAAAAAAGAAGAAAUCAAAAAUUCAAUAAAAUUAGAAGCAGCGACUAGAAAAAUUCAGUAAAAUAUCGAAAACGCGUUAAGAGAAUAAACAAUAAGUGUGCACGAAAAAAAGGAUAGUUGAGAAAAAAUUAAACAAAACGGUAAAAUUGAGUAAAAGAAAGAGAGAGGAGAACUUGAAUAGUGAAAGUAAACAGCGAAAAGAAGCAAAAUAGAAACGAAAGAAAUUAACUCGCGACGGGAGGAAAAGGAAGUUAUCAAGUCAAUCAGAUGCCGCGGGUUUAACAAUGCUGGGAUUAUUUACAAUAAUGGAAUUGCAGCAGAGUAAACAAACUGAAAAAUUAAUCGAAGAAAUGCUGGAGUUUUUGGACUCAACUAGUGAAGAAGAGGAUGAUACGCAAAAGAUCAUCUCAGAAGAGGAAGAACAGCAACAACAAUCAUUGCCACAACAAUUGGUCAAUGAAAAUGAAAGCAGUACCGAUUAUCAAGGAGCUGAGGACGAAUUGGAGGAAGAAAAAGCUCUAAAUAUUGCGCUCGACGAGUGCAGAAAAGAGAGAAAAUCGAAAAAUUCUUUAGCUAAAGGCAUAAAAAAAUUGAAACAGCAAUUUCCGAUUUGGAAUACAAAGGAAAUAGUUAAUCCUCAGAAAAAAAGUUUGGGCUCUCAGACAAACGUCACCAUUACUGAACCAAUUUGGCGGCAGUGUUUGCUAAGUAAGGGCGCAGACGUGAACGGUGAAAGUUCUGAUGACGCUGCUGAACUAGGAGAAAACGAAUGGCAUAAUAAAUUAGAAUUAAAUUGCCGCCGUAGCACUAACAAUGCCUAUGUUCAAGAAGUGCAAAGAGCAAUUUACGGUGAUACUACCGGGCAUCCCGCUAGUGGUUCAAUGGACUAUUAUAAAGCCGCUCAAAAUUACGCCGUCUAUGGUAAAGAUUUCUUAGACUUUCCCGAAAAUUUGCUGCCAUUAUUAAAUGAUAAGACUAAUUCUGGCAACGAGAAUACAAGUAAUAUUUCAACAAACUUCGGCAAUGGCUUGUAUCCAACACCAAUUAGCACCCCAACUACGAGCUGUGAAAAUAACAACGUAGGAUUAGGACUUAAUAAUUUGGGGAAACCAGUAAACACUGCUUGUAGUACAACUUGCUCGUCGGGGAACUCGGCUACGCCAGCAGCUGUAGCAGCAGCAGCGGCAGCCUCGUCAGCUGCUUAUUAUCAAAUGUGUAACAGCAUUCAACAACCAGCCAGAGCAACCGCCAACGCUGCUGCUGGUAAUAAUGCUGCUGCUGCCGCCGCGUAUGGUAUGUUCUUGGGCAAUAAAGUAACUUAUGUGGCAACUGGUCCCACCGCCCCGCCUUUAGUAUACAAUCAGCAUACUUCCACCACCACUAAUUUCAUAUCAAACAGCUUAGCUAAUGCCGCUUUGGCCUCGUCACCAGCGAUACUUUACUCGAAUCCAAUGCUUACUACAACCACGCAACAAUAUUUAAAUACAUUUUUCAAAGAAACUCAAUUUCUAAGUACCGCUGGUGGUGCUAGUUCUGCUCAGGGAGGUGCAGUUGGAACUACUACAGGCAUAUAUGAGCGUUUGGUUUAUGCUCAGAUGUUGCAACAGCAAAUUUAUCACCAAACUCAACAACAAGCAGCCGCUGUAGCUGCCAUGUUUCAGCAUAAGCAACGAGCUUCAGCGGCAGCUGUAGCGGCGUCCGUACGGGCAACAACAAACGGCUCGAAUAAUUUAAUUAAUUCAAAUAAUAGUAAUAACACUGCUCAGGUCGCUACGAUUGUUGCCUCCUCAAAUAGCUCGUUACCAGCUUUAAAUCUAUGCUCUCGUCAGGCAACCAUGACUAUAGGUAAUUCGCCCGAUUUUUUAUUAAUCAAACAACAAACUAACGCUACAAACGCAGUAGCCAUAGUGGCCAAUGGCACCGAAGAUGCGACCAACGCACUAGCGGAUUAGUUCUCACCUGAAGAAUGAUCCGGUUACCGAUUCUCAAUGUACUGAGAUUAAUGUAUGGAGUUUUCUGUCGUUCUAUCUUUUUUUUUCU